ACAUUCAACGAUGAGAACAGUUCACAGAAAACGGCGAAGAAUAUUGAAGAUGAUAACUAUAAUAAUAAUGUCAAACAAAUUCAAGUUCUCGGCAGCACGGACACUAAUGACAGCUCACGAAAUUCACGUAUAUCCUUGCAUCAGUCUAAAUCAAAUGGCACAGGCGAAUCAGCUCAAGGAUCUGCUUAAUCAGAGAGCAUAUGCAAAUUAA
Messenger RNA from Anisakis simplex (herring worm), 211 nucleotides. NCBI's taxonomy places the organism in Eukaryota, Metazoa, Nematoda, Chromadorea, Rhabditida, Anisakidae. The record is from the annotation of a GenBank genome assembly.